AUGGGGAGCGAGGCUGAAAAGAUAUUCACUUCGUUCAACCUAAGUGAAGACGAAAAGAAAAGCUACGAGGCGGUGCUUAAGAAGUUUGACGAGUACUUUAUUCCCCGCCGCAACAUCAUACAUGAGCGGGCUUGUUUUUAUCAGCGCGGCCAGCAGCCCGGGGAAACGGCAGAGCAGUAUAUCCGUGUUUUGUACGAGGUGGCGGAGCAUUGCGAGUUUGGCGAUAAGCGGGAUGAGCACAUCAGAGAUCGCUUGGCAGAAGAGAUCAACAAGCACGUCAGCCUCCAGUCCAGCGCGCCAGAGGCCAUGGCGGUGAACAUGGUCCGGCGGCAGAGCGGACCUCACACGGACAGACCGGGGCGUUAUAGACCGCGCCAAGAUGCAAGCAGCCGGCAGGGAACAUACAAAAUGGAGGGCUGCGGGAAAUGCGGCGGAGAUCUCAAAUGCAUGGGGCUGUUCCAGGCUACCACCAAGUAUAAAGAGCAGCAGUACACGUUCAAUGUUUAUGUCAUAGAAGGGAAAGUCAGCUGCUUACUGGGGCGCCAUGAGGCAGUGGAGAUGGGCCUUGUGAUAAGAGUGAACGAGGUCAGUACUGUUUUCAGCUCAGGUGGACUGCUGGAUACAGAGCCAGUGAAGAUAGUUCUACAAGAGGGUGCCCAGCCAUAUGCAGUACAUACAGCCAGACGGAUUCCCCUGCCCCUCGUCCCUCUGGUAAAGAAGGAGCUGCACCGAAUGGAAAGCGAAGGCAUCAUUGAAAAGAGCCUCAUGGAGAAGGGGUUUAAGUUGUAUGUUUGUUCGUACAUCAUAAACUUUGAAGAUUACACUCCGUGA
Molecule: messenger RNA, 831 nt
Organism: Knipowitschia caucasica
Lineage: Eukaryota; Metazoa; Chordata; Actinopteri; Gobiiformes; Gobiidae
Source: the annotation of a GenBank genome assembly